Molecule: messenger RNA, 5647 nt
Organism: Juglans regia (Persian walnut)
Lineage: Eukaryota; Viridiplantae; Streptophyta; Magnoliopsida; Fagales; Juglandaceae
Product: proteasome adapter and scaffold protein ECM29
Exons: 35
Coding region: 89-5542 (1817 amino acids)
Biological process (GO): proteasome assembly
Cellular component (GO): cytoplasm; nucleus
Molecular function (GO): molecular adaptor activity
Source: RefSeq, a predicted model, not a curated record
AGUAUAAAGCAGCGGAACGCUUCCUUUCUCCUCUAGUCCUCUUUUAUCUACCUCUGGGCUUCGUUGUCUUCGUUUGCAAGAAAAGGAAAUGGCGGAUUCGUCGUCAUCUUCAGCUGCGUCAACAGCAGUGGCAAGUUCCGAUUCAGAGAGAGAAGAACUGUUGGAUCGAAUGCUGACUCGUUUGGCUCUCUGUGACGACUCUAAACUCCAACCCUUGCUCUCCAAGCUUCUCCCUCUUACCAUUUCCUCCCUCUCCUCUCAAUCCCCUGCCGUCCGCAACAAGGUGCUUGAGAUCUUGAGUCAUGUGAACAAGAGGGUGAAACAUCAGCUUGAGAUUGGUUUGCCACUGUUAGAGUUAUGGAAAUUAUAUUCAGAAGCCAAUGCUGCUCCAAUGGUUAGGAAUUUUUGCAUUGUGUAUAUUGAAAUGGCAUUUGAACGUGUACACGGAAAGGAAAAGGAAGAUUUGGUUCCUCUGCUUGUGGUGAACAUUUCAAAGCUUCCUCAUCAGCACCAAGAGAUUAUCCUGAGAAUUGCUACCAAGGUGAUUGGUGAAUGUCACUCAAAUCACAUUGACAAUGAAGUUGCUGCAAAGUAUAGAUUGAUAAACGAUUCUCAGGAUAGGGAGAUGUUCAUUGAAUUUUGCUUUCAUACAAUUUUGUAUCAAUCACCAUCUACAAGCGGAGGAUGCCCACCUGGACUUUCGAUUGCUCAAGCCAAUCGUGUUGCUGGGAAACAUGAACUGAAAAACGAUAUUCUCUUAACGAGGAAGUUGGGGAUCUUGAAUGUUGUUGAAGCUAUGGAGUUGGCCCCUGAGCUUGCUUAUCCUCUAUACAUGGCCGCUUGUGCAGAUUGGCAGGAGCCCGUUGUUAAGAGAGGGGAAGAGCUUUUAAAGAAGAAGGGUUCUGGUGCUAAUUUAGAUGAUCCAAACCUGAUAAAUAGACUGUUUUUACUAUUUAAUGGUACUGCUGGAGUGAAAGAUGUUGCUCCAGAAUUAAGAGUCAAUCCUGGGAAUCCUGCUCUUAAAGCAAGACUGAUGUCUAUUUUCUGCCGUUCUAUAACAGCUGCAAACAGUUUCCCAUCUACUUUGCAGUGUAUAUUUGGCUGCAUAUAUGGAAGUGGUACCACAUCAAGGUUGAAGCAAUUGGGGAUGGAAUUCACUGUGUGGGUAUUUAAACAUGCAAAAAUUGAGCAGCUCAAGCUUAUCAGCCCUGUUAUACUCACUGGAAUUCUGAAGUCGCUUGACAGUUAUUCAAUUUCAGAAUCAGAUGCUACUGCUAGGGACACUAAAACUUUUGCUUUUCAAGCAAUUGGAUUGCUUUCACAGCGCAUGCCUCACCUUUUCAGUGAUAAGAUUGACAUGGCCGUUCGUCUUUUUGAGGCAUUGAAAGUGGAGCCUCAGUCUCUUCGUUUCAUUAUUCAAGAAGCAACCAAUUCCCUUGCUACGGCAUACAAGGGAGCCCCCACAACAGUGUUAAAGGAUUUGGAGACACUUUUGCUGAAAUAUUCUCAAGAGGAACAAAGUGAAGUACGAUACUGUGCUCUGAGAUGGGCUACAUCUUUAUAUGAUUUGCAACAUUGCCCAAGUAGGUUUAUUUGUAUGCUUGGGGCAGCAGAUUUUAAGUUGGAUAUAAGGGAAAUGGCACUAGAGGGCCUUUUUCCAGCUAAAGAUGAUGGGCGAACAGAAAGUCAAAAUCUUGUCCUUCAAUAUCCAAAGCUUGGUGACAUGCUGGCUUAUAUUGUUAAACAGCAGCCUAUGUUGUUGAAUUCAGAGGAAAACAGGCAACAAAAGCUUCUUUUUACAUCAAAAACAUAUGUGGUUAUGAUUCAAUUUUUGUCGAAGUGCUUUGAGUCGGAGUUGGAGAUGAACAACUAUUUAGAAGGAUCAUCUGAAUUUCGGUCUUCAGUUGAGGCAAUGUGUUCGCUACUAGAGCAUGCUAUGUCUUUUGAAGGUUCUGUUGAGUUGCAUGCCAAUGCUUCCAAGGCAUUGGUAGCAGUUGCAUCUCGCGUUCCUGAGGUGAUAGAAUCACACUAUGCUCUAAAAUCAUCCUGGCUAAAGCAAUUACUUGGUCAUGUCGACUUGGAUACUCGUGAAUCUGCUGCACGCUUACUUGGAAUAGCUUCCUCUGCUCUUCCUAUAUCUGCAUCAACUGAUCUUAUUUCUGAGCUGAUUACUUUGAUCACUGGAACACAAAAGUUAAGGUUUGAGACUCAGCAUGGAGCAUUAUGCGCAAUAGGAUACAUCACUGCAGCUUGUACGUCUAGAGUGCCUACUAUUCCAGAGUCAUUGUUUCAGAAUACACUUAAGUGCCUGGUUGAUGUUGUUAUUUCUGAGACCGCACCACUGGCCUCAGUUGCAAUGCAGGCACUAGGCCAUAUUGGGCUUAGUGUUUCAUUGCCCCCAGUUAUUAUUGAUUCUAAUUCAGUUGAUGUUCUGAUGGUUUUACAAGAAAAGUUGAGGAAGCUACUCUCUGGUGAUGAUAUCAAAGCAAUCCCAAAGAUUGUUAUAUCCAUAGGACAUAUCUGUGUAAAGGAAACAUCAUCUUCACUUCUAAAUAUUGCCCUCAACUUGAUUUUCAGUCUCAGCCGAUCUAAGGUUGAAGAUAUCCUCUUUGCUUCUGGGGAGGCUCUAUCGUUUAUAUGGGGUGGUGUACCUGUGACUGCUGAUGUGAUUCUCAAAACGAACUAUACUUCUCUUUCCAUGGCUUCGAAGUUCCUUACUGGAGAUAUGAGCGCAUCUCUCUCAAAAUAUAGUUCUACUGGGAAAAUUGAGCUGAAUGAAGAUUAUAGCAUCAUGGUUAGAGAUGCAAUUACUCGAAAGCUUUUUGAUGAUCUUUUAUACAGUACCAGAAAAGAAGAGCGCUGUGCCGGAACUGUCUGGCUACUAUCACUAACAAUAUAUUGUGGCCAUCAACAGGCCAUACAGUUAAUGCUUCCUGAAAUUCAGGAGGCUUUCUCACAACUACUUGGGGAACAAAAUGAACUCACACAAGAGUUGGCCUCACAUGGCAUGAGUAUAGUGUAUGAACUUGGUGAUGCAGCAAUGAAGAAAAAUUUGGUGAAUGCACUUGUAAGCAAUCUGACUGGUUCAGGGAAGAGGAAAAGAGCCAUCAAGCUUGUUGAAGAUUCUGAAGUGUUUCAAGAUGGUGCUAUUGGUGAAAGUCUUAGUGGAGGGAAGCUGAGCACAUAUAAGGAGCUUUGCAGCUUAGCAAAUGAGAUGGGGCAGCCAGACUUAAUUUAUAAGUUUAUGGAUCUUGCUAAUUAUCAAGUUUCUUUAAAUUCUAAGAGGGGUGCUGCUUUUGGGUUUUCUAAGAUAGCAAAGCAAGCUGGGGAUGCUAUUAAGCCACACUUACGUUUGUUGAUUCCUAGGCUUGUUCGUUACCAAUAUGAUCCUGACAAAAAUGUGCAGGAUGCAAUGGCCCUCAUCUGGAAGUCACUGGUGACAGACUCAAAGAAAACAAUUGAUGAAAACUUCGAUCUCAUUAUUGAUGAUUUGUUGGUACAAUGUGGGUCAAGGCUUUGGCGAUCUCGUGAGGCAUCCUGUAUUGCCCUUGCAGAUAUCAUCCAAGGACGAAAAUUUGAUCAGAUCAGAAAGCAUUUAAAAAAAUUAUGGUCAGCAGCAUUUCGAGCCAUGGAUGACAUAAAAGAGACAGUUCGCACUUCUGGAGACAAAUUAUGUCGUGCAGUAUCUUCAUUGACAAUGAGACUUUGUGAUGCAUCAUUAACUGACAUCUCAGAUGCAAGCCAAGCAAUGGAUAUUGUGCUACCUUUUUUGCUUGCUGAAGGCAUAUUAAGUAAAGUUGACAGCAUCCAGAAGGCAUCUAUUGGAGUUGUUAUGAAACUUGCAAAGGGUGCGGGGAUUGCCCUCCGUCCUCAUUUAUCCGAUUUGGUUUGUUGCAUGCUAGAAAGUUUAUCGAGCCUCGAGGACCAAGGGCUCAAUUAUGUUGAGUUGCAUGCUGCUAAAGUUGGAAUCCAAACAGAGAAGCUGGAAGAUUUGAGAAUUUCGAUUGCAAAAGGCUCUCCCAUGUGGGAAACGCUUGACCUAUGCAUAAAAGUUGUAGAUACUGAGUCGUUAGAUACACUGAUUCCUCGUCUCGCUCAAUUGGUCCGCUCUGGAGUAGGCCUUAAUACCAGGGUUGGUAUUGCUAGCUUUAUUGUCUUACUCGUUCAAAAUGUUGGUGCCGAUAUCAGACCGUAUACAAGCAUGCUAUUGAGGCUGUUGUUUCCGGUUGUUAAGGAAGAGAAAAGUGUUGCAGUGAAGCGUGCCUUUGCCAGUGCUUGUGCCAUUGUUCUUAAGCAUGCAUCACUCCUUCAGGCCCAAAAGUUGAUUGAAGAAACUGCAGCUUUGCAUACUGGUGACAGAAAUGAUCAAAUUUCAUGUGCAAUUCUAUUAAAAAGCUAUUCAUCUAUGGCCUCAGAUGUUGUGAGUGGAUAUCAUGCUGCAAUGGUCCCAGUUAUCUUUGUAUCAAGGUUUGAGGAUGACAAAUAUAUUUCUGGUCUAUUUGAGGAGUUAUGGGAAGAAAACACAAGUGGUGAACGGGUCACACUCCAACUGUACUUGGGUGAAAUUGUUUCUCUUAUAAGUGAGAGCAUUGCAUCAUCAUCGUGGGCAAGUAAAAGAAAGUCAGCCCAAGCGAUUUGCAAACUUUGUGAAGUUUUGGGUGAAUCCAUGUCUCCUUAUCACCAAGUUCUGCUUCAAUCUCUUAUGAAAGAAGUUCCUGGUCGAUUAUGGGAGGGGAAGGAUGCUGUAUUAUAUGCAUUAGGUUCUCUCUCUGCAUCUUGCCAUAAAGCAAUUUCCGCCGGAGAUCCUGCCAGCCCUAAUGCCAUUAUGAGUUUGGUAUCUUCUGCAUGCCAAAAAAAAGCAAAGAAAUACCGUGAAGCAGCUUUCUCCUGUCUUGAACAGGUUAUAAAAGCCUUUAGUCUUCCAGAGUUCUUUAAUAUGGUAUUUCCUCUGUUAUUCGAUAUGAGUAAUUUGGCUGUUGUCAGAAAGGCAGGGCAAGCAACUUUGGCAAGUGAUGCUGCUAAAACAGAAUCAGAUGAAAUUGAAGAUGUUUCUGUUCCACAUGAGAAAAUAUUAGACUGCAUGACAUCUUGCAUCCGUGUGGCACAAAUAAAUGAUAUUGUUGAACAACAAAACAAUUUAGUUCAUGUCUUCAUAACUUCCCUCUCGCCUGGCUCUCCAUGGACAGUCAAAAUAUCAGCAUUUUCAUCAAUCAAAGAACUUUGCUCAAGACUCAACAAGGCUUUAGAUGACUCUCAGGGAACUUCUCUUCAUGCCAACUUAACUUCUUUAGUUCAGGAGUUAUUUCACUCUGUGUCACCUGAGAUAGUGCAAUGCAUAAGCACAGUAAAGAUUGCCCAGGUUCACAUUGCUGCUUCGGAGUGCCUUUUGGAAAUCACCAACCUGAUCAGAAACCUUCCAUCAAUGCAUUGGAUGGAUAUAAGGUUUAAGGAUGAGCUUCUUCAUCAGCUUGAGCUGGAGAAGAAUGGGGAGGCAAAGUCAUUGUUAAGAAAAUGUAUAGAAAUAAUUGAAAACUUGAAAUAGUGAAUCUCCAAUAAACAUGAUGAGUUUGUAUACAGCUGAACGUAAAUGAACCUGUGAUCACAGCUGUUAGUGAAAGUUGCAAUGGCAUUUGCUUGCUACGUUUCA